AUGCACACUAAAAGCAAGACAAUGUUAGAAGAAGUGAGUUUUGGGCUGAGAGUAGGCAUCAAGAUUUGGCAGAAGUGCAACGCAGGUAGGUGUACAGUGCAGGGGAGUGCAGCGCGGAGCACAUGCAAGGCGCAUCACAGACUAGCGCACAGCAUGUCUACAGGACAUAGCAGGAUGCUGGCAGACGUGCUGUAA
This is a messenger RNA of Prunus armeniaca (apricot), 195 nucleotides long. The record is from the annotation of a GenBank genome assembly. Lineage: Eukaryota; Viridiplantae; Streptophyta; Magnoliopsida; Rosales; Rosaceae.